GCUCGCCACGGCCCAUUGUCUCUUGCUGCCGCUGCCGUUCGCUUCUUCAGCAGUCAGCACUCACUCGCACAGGCGGCGGCAGCGGCGGCGGCGUCCCGAAAUCCCCAACUGGCGGCGGCGGAGGUACCACUGGGAAGACCACGUUUCCUCUCCUGAUUGGCAGCGGCGGAGAUCGACGUAGCCCCGGAUUCCACGGCGCUUGCUGCCUGGUAUGCUCUCCUCUCCCACCUCCGACUGCACAAACCUACUCUCCUGCUUCUGCCGGUGUGCUUGGAUUGAUAGAUGUGUUGAUUUCUCACCGCGUUGUUGGAUUCGUCGCACAUCAACCACUCGCGGUGCCGGCUAUGGCGCCGCCUCCGAACCCGCACUCCGCGCCGGACGCAGGGGCCGGCGUCCUGCGCUUGCCCCUCGACGCGAUGUACGAGAUCCUGCUGCGCCUCCCGGCCAGGGACCUCUGCCUCUUCCGCGCCGUCUGCCGGCGGUGGCGCUCCCUCCUCUCCGGCCCUCACUUCAUCACCGCACACGCCGCCCGCCACCCGGGGCCGCUCGUCGUCACCGGCUACGACGCGUCUCGGUACCACUCAGAUUAUCCGAACAGAGGCGUCCUUUGCGACAUCAUGGACCUCUCCGGGCAUGUCCUGAAGCGGGUGGGGAUGACGCAGGAGGGGCAACUGGCAGGGGAGUGGGUGAUGUAUAUCCAACUCGACCUCAUUUGCACGGGGAGAGGGUUCAAAGCGAGCUACGAGUUGCUUAACUCGGCCACUGGAUCUGUAUGUGCCUUGCCUAAAGGAUUGGCGAAAGAGCAUGCUUCGCAUGAGCAACACUAUUACCUGACCUUCAUUGCGUUCAGGAAGGUUGCCUCGACAGGCGAGUACAAGGUGCUUCGUGUACUUGACAACCCAUCUGAUUACGCCCCUUUGCAGCUGUACGAGGUGUUCACACUUGAUGGCAGCAGCAAUUCUCGGUGGAGGGGAAAGAAGGGCCCUUCGGAUAUUGUUCAACUGGACCUCUGGAAGUGUGGUCGUUGGCGGGGUUGUGUACUUCCUCUCAUAUGUGCCUGACUGCGUAACUUCGUUCGAUCUAGAGACAGAAGACUGGAGGCAGGCUCUCCGAGGACCCCUAAGCGGCCUUAUGGAUAAUAACUCCUAUUGGUUUGACUUAUCCAUGGCUACCCUGAGUGGCUGCUUAGUCGUGGUUCAUCGCAAAUGUGCUUCGGUAGACCUGUGGUUCCUUGUGGAUUUUCAAAGGGGCUUAUGGGUCAAGCAACAUAGCAUACCAACCAGUGUCCCACGUGCUAAGUAUCAAGUAGGCCCCUUGUUGGUGUUAGAUGAUGGGAGGAUAGUGCUUAUUUACUUAGGAGAUAAGGGAUUGAUUAGAACUUACAAUCCAAGGACCAACACUUUCACAGGUAUAGCAGAAAUGGGAUGUUGUUUUGCAGUUGGUUUGUACACAGGAAACCUAUUGUGCCUGCCAUCCAGUGCCAGUAAAUGAGGCAGAACAUUUCACUAUGAUAUGCUGCUGUAUCUAGUGCUUUGAUUCAGAUCACUUGGACCCCGAAUCAGUGGAAUCUAUUGUUUCGUCCUGUGAAGAUUCAAGAUUUUCUGGCAUCUUUAGUGUUUGUCUUAGUAGUUGUGCAUUGUCAUGUUAUGAGCUUUGGGAGGUUCAUCUUUUUUUUUAAAACUACAGCUAUAGUUGGCCGUGUCUUCUACGUGCUUUCUUUGCUUGGAAGACCUGAUGUGAAUCCAGUAUCAAGGUGUGGUUCUGACCAAAGUAUCCACUGAUUAGUUUUGUUUCUCUGUGUUCUCAAAUGCCCCUGUCUCUGAUGAGUCAAAUAUUUGAGGCGCCUCAAUGAGCCACAUCUCUGACCUCACUUUAGUGAUGAAAUUUAUUAUCAUCGUGUCU
Setaria italica (foxtail millet) is the source of this 1902-nucleotide messenger RNA. RefSeq lists its product as uncharacterized. Gene Ontology annotation, molecular function: protein binding. The coding region runs from base 345 to 1061 and encodes 238 amino acids. The transcript has 2 exons. The record is from RefSeq and is a predicted model, not a curated record. NCBI's taxonomy places the organism in Eukaryota, Viridiplantae, Streptophyta, Magnoliopsida, Poales, Poaceae.